AUGAGCUUCGUCGUCAAUACCGCGGUCCGUAAACUUAUGGUGACUGCAAUGGUCAACGCGACCGAUCGUCAUAAAGCACACGUACCUUGCCGAGCUCUCAUCGACACAUGCUCUACCGCUAACUUCGUCACCGAAGACUUCGCUGCUACGUUACGAUUACCACGAAAACGAUGCAACCUAUCGGUCGGGACCCUUAACGGCCUUGCCACACAGAGCCAAGGACGUGUCACGAUCAUGAUAAGUUCACGUUACAACAAUUACAGCAGGACAUUGGAUUUCCUUACUGUAUCCCGCAUUGCGUCACUCGUGCCUGAUACACAAAUCGAGCGGGAAUUAAUACCAAUCCCUCCAAAUAUCAAUCUGGCCGAUCCCGGCUUUCAUAAACCGGCACCCGUUCAAAUGCUCAUUAGCGCAGGGCCGGCAUUAACUCUCCUGUCAAUCGGGCAGAUCAAUUUAUCCUCACCUGGCGGGCCAGAUCUUCACUUACAAAAAACGCAACUUGGAUGGGUCAUUGGGGGUAAUGUGGCUCCUGCCAUUAAACCUCAACCGGAUUUUAGAUGUUAUCUAUCCGAAAUUCCACCAGACAUCUCUGCGUUUUGGGAAAUCGACGAAGGUCCUUCCAACGAACAUUUAUCUAAGGAGGAACAAGCCUGCGAAGAUCAUUUCUCGGCCACUGUGAGCCGAAACGAGGAAGGCCGAUACAUCGUCGCAUUGCCGUUUAAGGCCAAUAACAAGCUUCUCGGGAAGUCACGCGAAAUCGCUCUAAAACGUUUCUAUAGUUUAGAACGAACAUUCAAGAACAACCCAGAAUUGCGCAAAAAUUACGCCGCGAUCAUUCGCGAGUAUUUAAACUUGGGGUUCCUGUCAAGGGUUUAUGAUGCCCGGGAAGAAGGGUUUUACCUGCCCCACCACGCAGUCGUCAAGGCAACAAGCCUUACGACAAAAACUCGAAUCGUCUUCGAUGGAUCAGCUGCGUCCACUACGGGUGUCUCUCUUAACCAGACAUUAAUGGUUGGCCCGACAAUCCAAGCUGAUCUUUUUACAAUCUUAUUGCGCUUUCGGACCCACAACUAUGUAUUGACAGGUGAUAUUGAAAAGAUGUACCUUCAAGUACAAGUGCGGCCCGAAGACCGUAAAUAUCAAAGAAUUCUGUGGCGUGACGAGCAAGGUCAAAUAAACACUUAUGAGCUGAACACAGUCACCUUUGGCCUAUCAGCCUCUCCGUUUCUGGCCAUACGAAGCUUGCAUCAACUCGCAAUGGACGAAGCGGAACAAUUUCCCUUGGCAGCAGACAUCCUCCGACGGGACUUAUACGUCGACGACCUGCUCAAGGGAGCUCCGACCCUCGAAGAAGCGACCAGAAUUAGAGACGAAAUUAUUGCUCUAUUGCAUCGAGGCAAAUUCAACUUGCGACAGUGCGCGUCCAAUUCGACUGAACUCUUGUGCGGUCUGACGGAUCAGUCGAUCAAUUUACAACUACAAUCCAGCGAUGACAAAACAUUGAAGACUUUAGGUAUUUAUUGGAACUCACAGCAAGACGCCAUCAUUUACACUGUGAAGAAAAUGGCGAUUCCAAAUAAGACUACAAAAAGAAUUAUUCUUUCCGAAGUCGCGAAAAUCUUCGAUCCUCUGGGACUGCUCCAACCUGUCAUUGUUACGGCUAAACUUAUCAUGCAGCAAUUAUGGAAACUGGAGCUGGCUUGGGAUGAAACGCUACCCGCCAAUAUUCACACUGCAUGGGUCGAUUUCUCGUCACAUCUUUCCGAGUUACACAACCUGACAUUCAGGCGGAAAAUAUUAUCCAGCAAUUCCGAACAAAUACAACUCCAUGGCUUUUGCGAUGCUAGCGAAAAGGCAUAUGGAGCUUGUAUAUAUUUGCGAUCAACAAACUCUUCAGGAGAAGUGUACUCUCAACUUGUCUGCGCGAAAUCAAGAGUCGCUCCAAUGAAAAAGGUACAAACGAUACCCCGUCUCGAACUUUGCGCGGCUAAGCUGCUAACAACCCUCUAUAAAACCGUUAUGGAGGCGCUCAAUGUACGAAUGGAUCGGUCGAUAUUCUGGACUGAUUCUACGAUUGUACAGCACUGGAUCAAUACAUCCCCCCAUAAAUUGAAAACAUUUGUCGCGAAUCGAAUUGCCGAAAUACGACAAGCUACAAAUCCGGACGAUUGGAGACACGUGCGAUCGCACGAGAACCCUGCCGAUCAAUUAUCCAGGGGUCAAUCGCCGGAAGAAUUUUUACGAAACAAUCUCUGGAGAACGGGUCCAUCCUGGUUAAAGGAAGAAGAAAGCACAUGGCCGAACUUCAAGAUUCAAAUUCCAACACUGGACGAGGAAAUGAGAAAGGACUCGUGCUUCACCGUUGCUGUCAACAACCACGAAAUUCUCGAGCGAUAUUCUUCGAUUGGCAAGUUACGACGGAUACUAUCGUAUUGUUUACGAAUGAAAAAGGAUAAUCAAUUUAAGGGCAUUCCUACCGUUCAAGAGAUCCGACAAACUAAUCAACGGAUAAUCAAAUUGGUUCAAUCUAGCAGCUUCAUGCAAGAAAUCCACGAUCUACAGAACGGAAAACCCCUCAACUCGAAAAGUCGGUUGCUAUCACUCAGUCCAUUCCUCGACGAAGCCGGAAUUUUACGUGUCGGAGGAAGACUGCGACACGCAGACAUAUCACACAAUCAACGUCAUCCUAUUUUACUUCCAAAGUAG
Messenger RNA from Neodiprion fabricii, 2706 nucleotides. RefSeq lists its product as uncharacterized. Bases 1 to 2706 code for a protein of 901 amino acids. Lineage: Eukaryota; Metazoa; Arthropoda; Insecta; Hymenoptera; Diprionidae. The record is from RefSeq and is a predicted model, not a curated record. The transcript has a single exon.